AUCUUAUUAACCAUAGACAUACAAGAAUAUUAACAGAUUGUUAAACGUCAAGUUAUUGUAAAGACAAAAUUUUCAGAUAGAAAUAAACAGAAAUAAAUAUUAGAUUUAAAAUGGAUCCAGCAUUAUUAAGAGAACGAGAACUCUUUAAAAAACGAGCUUUAUCCAAUCCAACUGUCGAAAGAAAAAUUAAAGAGACCAAAUAUGAGAGCCGUGAAGAACCACCCAAAAAGAAAUCAAAACCUGUAUCGUCCAGUAGUGGACCGAAAAUUGAUAUUUCAAACUACAAAACUAUGACUGGUAGUUCACAAUAUCGAUUUGGAGUCUUAGCGAAAAUUGUUAAACAUAUGAAAACUCGUCACCAGGAGGGUGAAGAUCAUCCAUUAUCAUUAGAAGAAAUUUUAGAUGAAACUAAUCAAUUAGAUGUUGGAAGUAAAGUGAAACAAUGGUUAUUAAAUGAAGCUUUAGUAAAUAAUCCAAAAAUUGAAGUAUCACCAGAUAAUAAAUUUACGUUUAAAGCAACGUAUAAAAUUCGUGAUAGAAAAUCGUUGUUACGAUUGUUAAAACAACAUGAUUUAAAAGGUUUGGGUGGAAUUCUACUUGAAGAUAUUCAAGAAUCAUUACCUCAUUGUGAUAAAGCUCUAAAACAUCUCCAAAAUGAAAUUUUAUUUAUAACACGACCAAUUGACAAAAAGAAAAUAUUAUUUUAUAAUGAUCGAACGGCAUCGUUACCAAUCGAUGAAGAAUUCCAAAAAUUAUGGAGGACUGUUGGUGUUGAUGUGGUUGAUGAUGAAAAGAUCGAUGAGUAUUUAGAAAAACAAGGUAUCCGAUCAAUGCAAGAUCACGGUCUUAAGAAACCAAUGGCACCAAUUAAACGAAAGAAAGCAAGUAAUCGUAAGAAACAAUUCAAGAAACCAAGAGAUAAUGAACAUUUGGCUGAUGUAUUAGAAACGUAUGAAGAUAAUACUCUAACGCAAAAAGGACAAUUUCAAUCGUCGACUGAAAAAAAAUAAUUC
Messenger RNA from Chrysoperla carnea, 1013 nucleotides. It is a transcript of the gene TfIIEbeta, whose product is annotated as transcription initiation factor IIE subunit beta. Gene Ontology annotation, cellular component: transcription factor TFIIE complex. The transcript has 5 exons. Gene Ontology annotation, biological process: transcription initiation at RNA polymerase II promoter. The record is from RefSeq and is a predicted model, not a curated record. NCBI's taxonomy places the organism in Eukaryota, Metazoa, Arthropoda, Insecta, Neuroptera, Chrysopidae. The coding region runs from base 111 to 1010 and encodes 299 amino acids.